Molecule: messenger RNA, 7352 nt
Organism: Patella vulgata (common limpet)
Lineage: Eukaryota; Metazoa; Mollusca; Gastropoda; Patellidae
Product: oxidative stress-induced growth inhibitor 1
Exons: 6
Coding region: 435-1919 (494 amino acids)
Source: RefSeq, a predicted model, not a curated record
GAUAUGGUAGUUUCAUUUACUUACACAGCUUUGGUGAUCUUGUGGACUAGGAUUAGGUUCUUUCACCAGAAUUAACAAUCUUUUGGGCUUUCUUCUAUAAUUUUGCUACUUUGGGGGUUUUAUGCUUUUUGUUAUGAUUAUUCACAGUAAUCUCUUUGGUUUAGGUAAUGAAUUUUGUUAGAGUUACACAAAAUAAACCUGAUAAGACUACUAAGAGUAACAUUUAUCAGAGCAACUAUGGUAAACAUAGCAUGGUUUAUAUAUAAGAGAAUUGCUGAUUCAUCUUGCCACAUGAAGGGAAGGUUUACCGAGGAGCAAGGCACAUGUUGUAAGGUUACAGCUCUAUUCUAGUACAUGUACUUAUAUACCCAUUCUGAAUGCUGGAGACUGUAUAACACAGUCGGCCAUUGACCAGAUCAACGAACACAAAUAAAAUGGCAUCACAUAGUUGUUCAUUUAUAAAUGGUACACAAUUUACAGAUGUCGUUAUCGUGGGAAAUGGACCAUCUGCCAUUAGUUUAUCUUUCUUGUUAUCAGGAAACCGUCCAUAUUAUAAUGGAAUUCCACAUUCUAAUGAAAUUUUGACCAGGAAGUUAGAAGAUAUAAAAAAUGGAUUAUCAAUUGUUGAUCAGGAUUUGGAAUAUUUAUCAGAAGGUUUAGAGGGAAGGACUUCAAAUCCUGUAGCAUUACUUUUAGAUGCUUUGCAACAUCCAGAUGCAGAUCUAGGAGCAGAUAACCCAUCAUUAUUAGAUUGGAAAAAAGUGGAAAAUGUGGCAAUACCUCAUGUUGUAUUGGGUAAAACAAAGCCCGGAGGUUCAUGGCAGAGAAUGGAUGGAAGUAUGCAGACACUCAGUUUAAAUUCUUGGAUGGAAUUACCAACGGUCCCAUUUAGAGAAUGGUUAGCGAAGAAAAAAAUGUCUACAAUGGCAGCUAAUACUAGUAAUCGUGCAACAAUAGCUGAUGUUAAGGAUUAUUAUUUAGAUUUUGUUCAGCAAAAGGGGUUGGUUCGAAAUUUCUAUGACUAUCACACUGUGACAUCUGUUCAGAAGGUUUUUCAGUUAAAGAGUUGUAUUGACGGGGAAAGUGGAGAAGUUGAACCAUGCUGUCAGAAUGUUAAACAAAAUCACAGUUACUUGUGGGAAGUUCGUGGUUAUCAUUUGGUUUCUGGCAACGAUGAUAUGGAAAAUGGCAAUAUUAUUCGUGAAGAGUUCUGCUUUGUGGCUCCAUGUGUUGUGCUGGCUAACGGUACAUAUGACAUUCCAAAUAAACUUGGUGUAGAAGGGGAAAAUUUACCCAAUGUUAUUCAUUCGCUCUCGGCCUUCGAAAAAGUCAUUAAAAAUAACAAUCUUUCAUCUACUUCAGAUCCUAUUUUAGUUGUUGGAGCUGGUUUGAGUGCGGCAGAUGCCAUCUUAAUGGCAACCCAAAAAGGAAUUCCUGUGGUUCAUUCCUUCCGAUGUAGUGCAAAUGAUCCAUCACUCAUAUUUCGUAAAUUACCAGCAGUCAUGUACCCUGAAUAUCACAGAAUUCAUUCGUUUAUGAAAGGCAAACAAAAAUGUGAACUUUAUAAACCGUACGCUAAACAUAAGGUGGUGGAAAUAAUGGAAGAAAAUACAGUUCUUAUCCAGGCUUUGGGAUCAGAUACCAUUACAUCUGUCAAUGUUUCCUACACAGUCAUCAUGAUCGGAUCAAGAUCUGAUUUGUCCUUCUUGCCAAAUGAGGGCAGAAAUUUAGGUGUUGUACCAAAAUGGCCAAUUGACAGUAAACAUAAUCCGUUUGAUAUUAAUGUGUAUAGCUAUCAGUCAAACUACGAACCAGGACUGUAUGCUAUGGGACCUUUAGUUGGUGAUAAUUUUGUGAGGUUUGGUAUUGGUGGGGCUCUAGGAAUAGUCAACCAUAUGUUGGCACGUCAGAAAGAAUGAUUUAUAUAUAGUUGAUCUCAGGUUAUUUUUUUAUAGAAUAUUAUUUGUUACCUACAGUUAUAUAUAUACUAUGUCAAUUUAUGAUUUAGUGGUUUUAUUUGACACUGUGUGCUCAUAGUAAUAGCUCUUUUAAUUUUUCCUAUAGAGUAAUUGUAUGUACCGGUAUUUGUAUAUAAUAAGCCAGUAAUCUCCCUUUAGGGCUUGUCUUUUUGGAUGUUUGGAGAUAUUAAGAGUGUGUGCCUUAUACUAACCAGACUUUUAUAAUGUAUUUUGUUAUAUGCUUACAAAUUGCAUACAGUAUAAAAGAGUUUAUUUAUACAUGUAAGGUUUCAAGUAUAGUGUAUUCCUGUAUUAAAUGGGUUUAGACAGGACUUAUUAAUUAUCAGGAUUAUAUCUAUAUUACUAGUCAAGUUAAUUAAUGAUAUAUAUAGUAAGAAAUAUUACAAAAGGAUCAUGUGCACAUAUAAUUGAGUUUUGUUGUCCUCGCCUUUCGAAUAAAGCAGGGGACUAUUAAAAUGGGUGUGUCCAUUUGUCUGUCUGUCCGUUGCACUGUUUGGUACACCAGAACUCUCCUUUUAAUUGAGCUAUAAUGAUCACUCUUGGUAUAGGUGUUUGUUAGGUGAAUGCCUUGAUGGAGUUCAAAGAUGAGCAUUUUCUGCUUAGGGUAAGCAGAGAUAAGCAAUUUGAUUGGUUGAUGCUUUGGGACACGAUAACUUUAGUUCGAAGUAAGUGACAGUGAUGAAAGCUGGUGUAUAGUUUCAUUACAUCUGACAUCAAUACCUUGACUAAAUUCGAUAAUGAGCAUUUUCUGCUGUGGGUAAACAGAGCAAUAAGCCAUUUGAUUGAUCGAAACUUUAGAUUUUAUAAUACAAUAACUCUCCUUCUAAUUAGGUGGAAUGUUCAAACUUGGUGUGGGUGUUCAUUAGGUGAAUGCCUUGAUGAAGUGAGAAGAUGAGCAUUUUCUAUUUAGGGACACGAUAACAUUAGUUCUAAUUAAGUGAGAGUGAUAAAACUUGGUGUAUAGUUUCGUCACAUCAAUACCUUGACUAAGUUUGAUAAUGAGCAUUUUCUGCUCAGGGUAAGCAGAGCGAUAAGCAAUUUGAUUGAUUGAGACAUUGAAGAUCGACAUCUUUGAUUCUAAUUGAGUGAUGGUGAAACUUUGUGUAUAGUUUCAUUACAUCAAUACCUUACCUAACAAAGUUUGAUGUUGAGUGUUUUCUGCUUAGGCAAAGUAGAAUGUUCGAACUUGGUAUAGGUGUCUUAUUAGGUGCAUGCCUUGACAGAGUUUGAUCAUGCACAUUUUCUACUUAGGGUAAGCAGAGAUAAGCAAUUUGAUUGGUUGAGACCAUGGAACACGAUAAAUUUGGUUCUAAUUGGGUGAGAGCGAUGAAACUCCAAGUAUAGAUUGAUUAUAUCAAUACCUUGACUAAGUCCGAUGAUGAGAAUUUUCUGCUUGGGCUAAAUAGCAAUAAGCAAUUUGAUUGGUCAAGAUUUUUGAACUCUGCUUCUAAUUGAGGUAGAAUGUUUAAACUUGUAGAUAUUCAUUAGGUGAAUGUCUGGACUGAGUUCAAUGAUUAACAUUUUCCACUAAAGCUAUAAGCAGAGCUAGGCAAUUUCAUUGGGACAAGAUAACUUUGAUUGUAACUGAUGGAAAGAGAUGAAACUUAGUGUAUAGUUCAACUACCAGGUACUUCAAUACCUUGACCGAGUUUGAACGUGAACAUUUUAUGCUUAGACUAAUUAUAAAUAAUCAGUUUGAUUGCUUAAUACUUUUGAAAAAGAUAAAUGUGCAAUUAAUUAAUGUGUCAUCUAUUUAUUUUAGGAUUUCGGCGGGGGACAUCAGCCUCACUGUUGGCUUGUUAUACAUGUAAUGACGUAAGGUCCUGGUAUAUACCAGUAGUGUACCUUGUGCACACAAUAAUAUGCAUUUUAAUAUACAUGUGCAUUAUAGAAAUUAAUAUUCAAGACAAUACCAUUUUUUGACUCCAAAUAUUGUGCAACCGUUCCUGGUAUAUAUACUUGUAAACUAGUCCCUUGUAAAUUAGUUUAUUGUCUAAAUGCAUAUUAUAUAGUUUUUUGCACUAUAGCAUUGUAAUUCUUUUGUAUACAUAUGUAAAGAGUUAAAUAGCUGUACAUUUCUCCAGAAAAUAUUCCAAGUUAAUCAAAUACAACAUUUUAGAAAUGGGUUAUUUAUAGAGAAACAAACCCGGUGCUUCAGAAAUAUCUCAGUUGAAAUUAAUAUUUAAUGUUAUAACAAACAAAUAAUCACAUCCAAGGACAAGAAAAGUAUCAGUGCAUUUAAAGAAUGGACCGACUUCUGAGAUGCAUAAUUUUUCAGACUAUCAUAAAUAAGAUAACUUUUCAUUUGACGUCUGUUUUGGCAUGUCCUGUUUGGAAAAAACUGAACAAAUGCUACUCUAUACAUUGACAUUACAUGUAUAUAUUUGUUAUGUCUUGCAUAAUUUGGAUGUGAAGCAAGAUUUGUAUAAUUGUUUAUAAUUAUUUAAAUAUACAGUAGUUGUGUUAACCCUAAUAACAUUAAUAAAAUUUAUUAAAAGGGAAUAAUUUAUGCCUGCAAAUAUGAUGUUACUUAAGCAUAACCUAUUUCUGGGUGUCUUAUAGUACAUUAGCUUGUGUUUUAUAUCCAUUUCUUCAUUUACCUGAUCUUACAUUACCCUUGGUUACACAGAUAUAGGUUUAUCAUGUAUAACAUGUGAUAUACAUGUACUGUGAUAGCUACUACAUGUAAAUAUAUAAUCAAGUUAUAUUGAUUCUCUUAGAUAACUUUCGCAGUUUCCACCAGAUGACAAUAAGUUUUAUAUAAAUCUUUGUUAUUCCUGCUUAUAUCACAUAUGAUAUAAGAUAUUUAUAUAGGGGAAGGAUGAUAACAAGUUUUUGUUAGCCAUUUAUUAAUUAAAGACAAUAUCUCUUUAAACCCAUAUAAGCUGCUGUACAUGUACUUGAAUAAACUGAUUACAGAGGGAGUGUGCUAAGAAUAAGUAGAAUAGAUUUAUGUAUGCAAUUCUUUAAAUAUGGACUAAUGUUUUUGACCUUUUUGUGAUUAACAUAAUUAAUAUAUUUAUAUACAUGUAAAACUACUUGUUAAACUGAUCUAAUUAUGUCUCGAAACUUAAAAAUUAGGACUAUAACCCGAAAGUAAAACCCUGGACUAACUAAAGCAUAUAUUAAUCAUGUCAUAAUUGUUUAAUAUUAAUAUUAAGUUAUGUAUUAAUAAUUGUUAACAUUAUAUUAUGUUAAGUCUAUGAUUUUUAUUUUUAUAUAAUGCAUUUUGUAUUCUGGUUUAAUAAUAAUUAUUGUACAUUUAUUUAAACAUUUUUUGCUUUUCAUAUAUUCAGAGACACUAUAAGAUAAUGUGUAUCCUCUAUUUUAGUCUUUCUUUACUUGCUCAUUCUUCAAGAAUUCCUUCUAUUUAAUUUUACUUAUUUAUACUAAUUAUUACAGUCAUUCUAUUUAAGAACUUUGCAUUUACUGAGAUGAAAUCAUGUAGAAAUGCAGUGGAACCUCAAAAUAGCAUAGUUUUCUGUAAGGUACCAGUAUAGUUCAGUGUUAGACAGGAUUCAGACAGUUACCUAACUUUAUUAUAAUAAGUCCUUAUGUUUGAUAUAGAAGGGUGGCUAUAACACCAGUUUUUAUAUCCCCAUAUAUUCAUGUUGACGUAUAUUGCUGUCGCCCCUGUUCGUUCGGACGUUUAUCCACAAUUUGUUUGUAGACACUCUAUAUAUAUAGGUAACAAUUUUUAUCCGAUUUUGCCGAAACUUGAAAUAUAGGUUUAUAUCCCAAAGAUCUCGGUUCCUUUCCAAAUUGGCAUGUAUCGGACCUUAACUUCAUGGAUUAUAGCCCCUAAUUGUACGAAAAAUCACAUUCUUAGCUUGUGGACACUUUAGAGGUAACAUUGCAAGUUUCAUCGAAAUUGGAUAAAAAUUGUAUGUUUAUAACCCAAAGAUUUCAGUUCCUUUUGAUAUUUGCGCAUAUCGGACUGUAACUUCCUGGAUUGUGGUCCCUGAUUGUACGAAAAAUCAAAAUUGGCAAUAAGAAGAUUGUGGAUCCUACUCUAUUUUUGGCUGAUUUGGAUGGAACAUAAAAUAUAUGUUUGUAUCCCAAAGAUCUCAGUUCAGGCAUUUCAGACCAUAACUUCCUGGAUUAUGGCCCCUGAUUGUACGAAAAAUAGCUUCUCUUUUUGUCCUUGUUCGCUGUCCAUCUCUUGCAAAAUCUGGGUGUAUCUUGCAUGGCAACCGCUUUUUUAGUAAAGCUCUAGUGUACUAGUGUUAAGUUUUUGUGUUGCUGUGGCAAUAGAUAUGUAAACUAGAGAAUACCAUUAACUUUGCAUAAUGUAUUCCAUCUUUAAUAGUUACAGAAAGAGAGUGAGUGCAUUUUAUUAUAAAUGCUGCAAAUUGUUCACAGAUAAACAUUAAUUUUAUAUCACAUUUUGCUAUUGGAUUUAGACUUUACCUUAUCUAUGUUACUGUUAAUGUCCUUGUAUUGACAUUUAUUUUACACAAAGGAAGACAUUCUAUACAUAAAUCAGUAUGGAUACAUCAGUGUCUCUAACUAAAGGGGGGGGGGGGGGGGUGGAUGGCCGAAUUGUUAGCAUGUGCGCGCUGUAUCAUACGGUCUGUCAUUGAGUCAACUGGCAGGGUUUCGAUUCCCCGGUUGUACGUGACAAGGAGUAGGGUCGCCUGUCCAACCUUGUGGGUUUUCUCCGGGUCCUCCGGUUUCCUCCCACUGCUAAAGACCCCUUACGCGCAAGCAAAUUAUUGAAAUAAAAAUUAAACCAUAUGUUGGUCCCGAAAUGACCUAGUUUGUGUUGAGUGGACGUUAAACCCCAUUUCUCUCUCUCUAACUAAAGUCUGGAUGUCAGUGGAUAAAUAAAGAGUCAUUUAAAUUUUAUUCCUUCAAAAUUAUUAAAAAGUUGUCUUUUUAAAGAUAUAUUUCCUCAACAGUCUUUAUUGAUUUGAAAACAGAUCCAAACUACCUGGGAAAAUAUAUUUCUUAUCAAGUGAAACAUUUUGACAAUCUACAAAUUUUUAGAUAGACACCAGUUUGUAGUUUACUAAUUCAAGAGGAUGAAUGGCCAAAUAUCAGUCAUCCACUGAUUAAGAUAUUAGUGACAGUGACUCCCUGUUUGGUAAUCAGCAUGUUUUAGUUAUUGCAGACUUUUUAUGCAAGUGGAAAUUUACUUCAUGAUGUCGUUAUACUUUCUCAUAAAAAUAAGACUAAGGGGUCGAAUAGAUGACCUAAAUAUGCUAGAGGGAACAUAUCUUUAAUUUUGUUGUAUUUUUAAAUAAUUUUAUAAAAUGGUUACAAUGUGCUACUUAUAAAUAUUUUUAUUCUAUAGAAUUUCUAUCCAACUCUGUGAUUUACUUACAAAUCUAAUUGAUAUUUACAAAGCAUUUAAUAAAUAUCUUUCCACAA